Messenger RNA from Acanthosepion pharaonis, 1206 nucleotides. The record is from the annotation of a GenBank genome assembly. NCBI's taxonomy places the organism in Eukaryota, Metazoa, Mollusca, Cephalopoda, Sepiida, Sepiidae.
AUGUUCAAUCUGUUCUUAUCUAUCUAUCUAUCUAUCUAUCUAUCUAUCUAUCUAUCUAUUUCAUCUCUCUACACACACACACACAUACAUCUGUUUUCUAUAUUUUUUUUCUUUCUUUUUUUCUAUUUUCAUUAUUUAUCGUCCAAUUCUUCCACACCAUCUCUUUUCUUUCUUUUCUUUUUCUUUAUGCUUAUUAUAUUUUGUCGUUUUUUAUGUUCUCUUUUAAUUCCUAUGUACAUUUUGAUUUCUUUCGUUCUUUCAUUUUACCGGUGUAUUUUUUGUGCUUUGUUUUUUUUUUUAUCCUUUUUUUCUUUCUUUUUCUUUCUUUUUUUCAUUUUUCUCAUGCUUUGUUUUUCUUUUUCUUUUUCUUUUGGGUUUCUUUUUUCCUUUCUAUCUAUUUUUUAUAUUUAUUUCUAUUUAAUAUUUUGUCUGCCUUUUCUCUUUUUUUCUAAUACUUUUUUAUUCAUGCCUUUUUUCUUUCUUCUCUUUUGUAUUUUCAUUGUGCUUUCUUUCUAUCUGUCUUCAUUUUUUCGUUCGAUCUUUUUUCUUUCUUUUUCUUUCUUGGUCUUCUUUCUUUAUUUUAGUGAUUUAUUUUUCUUUUUUCUUUCCUUUUUUUUCCCGAUGCCCAUCAUUUUUUCUCUCUCUUGUUUAUCAUAUUUUUUCCUUCUAUUCCUUUAUGUCUUCAUCAUUUUCUUCUAUUUCUUUUUUUCAUUUUCUUUUUUUCUCAAUUCAUCUUUUAGCUUUUUCUCAACUUGCCUACCGAGAAAACUAUCUAUAGAAACAACUGACUAUCUGGUUACCAUUCUCUCUCUCUCUCUCUCUCUCUCUCUCUCUGUCUCUGUCUCUCUCUGUCUGUCUCUCUCACGAAUAGGAUUUGUUUUACUAUACUACCAGGAGCUUUUUCAAACGUGUCUCUGCCUAUCUAUCUAUCUAUCUAUCUAUCUAUCUAUCUAUCUAUCUAUCUAUCUAUCUUUCUUUCACAGUCAGCUCCUAUCUAUCUAUCUAUCUAUCUAUCUAUCUAUCUAUCUAUCUAUCUAUCUAUCUAUCUAUCUUUCACAGUCAGCUCCUAUCUAUCUAUCUAUCUAUCUAUCUAUCCCAGUCAGCUCCUAUCUAUCUAUCUAUCUAUCUAUCUAUCUAUCUAUCUAUCUAUCUAUCUCUUUCUCUCUCUCUCUCUCUCUCUAUAUAUAUAUAUAUAUAUAUAUAUGA